AUGAAUCAAUACUAAGACUAAAAUCGAUCUUAAUAAGCUGAUAUAGAAGUUAAGUAUCAUUUAUUUAUCUUAGUUUUCCAAUGAAGUUAAUCGAAUAUGUUUUUUCAAUUUUGUUUGCUAAUUAUACAUGCUUAUCUUUAGUUUAAAACUCAUUUGGCUAUUUGAUUCCAAAUAUAUCAUUAUUUUUGCUUGGAUUAUGGAUUUGAUCACAUUUAUUAUUGUAUUAAUUGACAAAGACACAACUAAAGCCAUCUCUUGUAUUCAUUUUGUUGAAAAAGCAUUAAGUGUUUCAUUUAAAGUAAUUUUACAAUUUCAUAAGAUCACUAUAGUUAUUCAUUUUGAAGUUAUGCAGAUUAAUUUAUAUUACAUUCCUGCUAUCUAAAUUAUUAUGAAUAUUGGCUUAUUUCUUUAUUAAGUUUUACAAAAAGAUCAAAAUAAAAGAAAGCAUCUUAUAGUAUUAUUUUACUUAUUUAGAUUGCUCAUUUUUACUCAAUUUUAUAUAUCAUAUAAUUGUUAUUAUUAUCUCUCAAGUGGAAUUAAAUUUUUAUUUACUCUUAUUAUCAAACCUUUAUCAUAGCAUGGUCAGCUUUAGGAAUUAACACAUUUAUAAUUAUCUUAUUACUUAUCACUUUAGUUGAAAACUGCUUCCUUAAAGACAUGCCAGAAAUUGAUGGUAAUUAUAUUAUUUUAUCAAAGGAUCAAUAAUUCUCUGGAUAAUCUUUUAUAUCUUUGGAUUAACCAUUAUUCCAUUUUUUCUUUUAAAGGAAAUAUGCUAAUAUUAUGAAAAUGAUACCAUCUAAAUUAAUAUUAGAAUAGCUGGUAUUACCGUCUUGAUUUCUAUAAUUCUCUAUCUAAUCUCAUUUGUUUUCUUUACAAACAAAAUUAGGAAAUAAUUGAUGUAUUUUACUUAUUAUAAUAUGAUAGAAUAGUUUUAUAGAUAGAGAAUAGAUAAGUUCAAAUUUAAAUUCCAAAAUCUCCCUAAAUAGAAGUAACAAAAUAGAAAUGGACUAAACUAAAAAUUCCAAUUAUGUUUAUCAGAGUUUCUGCUUCUUUUUAUAAGUUAGUAACAAAGAAAACAAUAAAUCAAUUAAAUAAUAGAAACAGUAGUUCGAUUCCAAUUAAUAGUGAAAUUUCAAGACCUGAUUCUGUUAAUUUAAGAUAAUCUUAAUGCUUAACAAUAACCAAAUAAAUUAAAACAAUUACAAAAAAUUAAGAUUCUUGUGAUAUUUGUUUAAUAUGUUUUGAAAAUGAACCAGAAAUUAUCUUAAAUCCUUGUAAUCAUGGAGGUAUUUGCAUAGGUUGCUCAGAAAAUAUUAUGAAGACAACUAAAUAAUGUUUCUUGUGCAGAACAGAAAUCAAAUAUGCUUUAAAAUUUAAUUAAAAAAUUGGAGAAAUGUUAUAAGUCACAAAGGUGUAAAGAAUUUGA
This is a messenger RNA of Paramecium sonneborni, 1426 nucleotides long. The record is from the annotation of a GenBank genome assembly. Lineage: Eukaryota; Ciliophora; Oligohymenophorea; Peniculida; Parameciidae.